Molecule: messenger RNA, 1122 nt
Organism: Darwinula stevensoni
Lineage: Eukaryota; Metazoa; Arthropoda; Ostracoda; Podocopida; Darwinulidae
Source: the annotation of a GenBank genome assembly
AUGACUUGGCCAGAAACUUUUGGAGCAGCCCUCCGUGACAACAGUGCCUGUCCCAUCAUUCAUUUCUAUGGCAUUGAAAUGAUGCAUCUGAGACUUCUGGUGGAUUUCAUGUAUUUGGGUGAAGUGGAUGUACCCUCUUCUGAUUUGGAGCAGUUCAUCGCUCUUGCGGAUAGCCUUGAAGUGAAAGGCCUUAAAGGAGAGAGAACCAAUCGAUCCGAUUCCACCGGGUCGUUUGGAAGACCCGAUGUGCCUGUCGGACUCGGCAGACCAAGGAUGACUAGUCAGUUUCCAUUUUCCAGUGUCAAACCUUUGGGUGCUCCAGGUCAAGCUAGCACUUCCACCUACCUCGCUCCAGUCAAACGUAAGCUCCCAGUUGGAAUGCGGCCAGACGGUAGCUCAGGAACCCAUGAAAAACUCAUGGAACCUGUUUCUGCAGUCUCACCAGUACCAGAAAAAAUACCAAAGCCAGAAUCCAUCACAUCUGAUCAUAAUAGUCAGGUAUCUGAGACUUCAAGAUCCCAGAUGGAAGCAUUUGUGAAGUCUGAAGAUGAGGAAGUUGAAGAAGUAGUCGAAGAGGGAGAAAAUACCGGUUGGUAUGAGGAAGAAGAUGCAUCAGUUCUUGAAGGUGAUAACAGCAGUAUUUCAUAUGUGGAAGGUGGAGAGUAUGAUCCUGGUGAAGUUCCCACGAACAUUCCUCCAGAAAUUGAUCCACAGAGCUUGAGGAGAUCACAUGAUGGAAUCUGGUCUGGAAGAGACACAAGGCGAGAGAUCAGGGUCCACUUCUGUGCCUACUGCCUUUAUAAGUCUCCAAUCAAGACAAAUGUUGUGGGUCAUCAACGAACUCAUACUGGCGAGAAACCGUUUCAGUGCCAUCUCUGUGGUCAAAAGUUUCGAUGGAAUAGUGUGAGGAAAACGGAGGAGGGGAUCUGGAGCGGCAUCUCCUCCGGGCUCAAGUUCUUCUUCUGCGAGGUCUGCGGCUACACCUCCCGCCGGAGCGACGUGAAGAAGCACUACCGCAAGCACACGGGGGAACGCCCGUUCGUCUGCCCCGUGUGCCGCCGGGCCUUCACGCAGAGCAGCGGGCUCAAGGCGCACGUCUUCGUCGUGCACAAGUCUAAGUGA